AGAGAGAGAAAUUAUGUUGCUUGGGGCACAGAGAGAAAGACAGGGAAAGGCAGAGGAAAAACUGGGUGGUGGUUCUAAGCUGAAAGCAUCUGGGGAUCUUUCUGUGGGAUCUGAUGCAGGGCAGUGGAUUUGCUCUCCAGGGGAAAGGCUGCAGCUCAGUGGCAGAGCAUUGCUUUCCGUGCAGAAGGUCCCAGCUUCAAUCCCUGCCAUCUCCAAGCAGGGCUGGGAAUGUCCCUCCUUUGAAACUCUUGAAAGCUGCUGCCAGUCAGUGUUGGCUGUAUUGAGCUAGAUAGACCAAUGUUCUGACUUGGUAUAAGGCAGCUGUGUCUGUUCCUAGGAUAAUAUAAUGCUGCUUGCCUCCCUACGUUCUUCGUGGACUUGCCCAUUUAUUCUUGCCCAUGCAAGUCGGCAGGUAAAACAAAUGUGACCAAAAAUGCCCUACACCUCCAGAGGGAUCUCUGCUGCAAAAGGGAAGUCAAUUCCAGCCAAUUGCCACCAUUCGGGAGCCCUGAGAGGGUGUGGCCCUUGAGCUGGGAAUGGUUCUUCUGGAUUCCAGGAGAGAAAGCUGCAAAUAUGACUCAGAUCUACCUGAAUAGGGCUAACAGUGAAAUGGGCAAGGGAAACAGGCAGACAAUGUCCAUUUUGGAGCAAGAGGAAUCUGAUGGAGAGUGGGCUUGUUUUGAUUUCCCUCGUUCCUCGGUGUGCAUGGCCUCUAACCUCUCUUCCACUCUUUGCCAGUCUGUUCCUGCCAGUCCAGUAAUUACUGGGCCAGGUGUUUGCCUGUGUGCCUCUGCCAGGUGUUGUUGUAACCAUGGCACUGGGGAGAGGCACAACCCCCCCCCCUCCACUGAUAAGAGCAGCUUCCAGUUUUUCCUCUCAGUGAAGUCAGUUGGUGGGAAAAGAUUCCAAGGAGCAGAGGCUGAAGGGAGGGGGAAGGAGAGAGAGAGAGAGAGAGCAAAUUCAGGCACUGAGCAAAGCCAGUUAGCAGCAUCUGCUUCGGUCACCAGCUGGAUUGAAAACAGCCCUCCAAUUUCCACCUGCUGCAGAGCAGAUAAUUCUGGAGCUGUUCAUCAGAAGGAGCUGGGGUAACUAGAGAGGACCUACACCCAAACCAUUGCAAAAGAAACUUGACGCCAACAAGUCUUUUGGAACAUUUUCCAAAAAGGCAUCCUUGAAGUGUGUGUGUGAUCUCAAGGAGGAAAACCCCGAAUAAGGGCAAACUGAAUAUUUGCAAAGUCUCUGCGCGUUUGCUUCACUGAAAAUCCUGCAGUGAGAUCUUGAACCAACGACUGUUUGCAGAGUGCCUGAUCUUGAAAACUGCUUCCAUCAUACUGGAACAGAAGCAGAGAGGCAGACCUGGGGAAACAGGGGUAUUAUAGAAAGAAGCAGCAUCUUUGACAAAGCAACGUAAGCUCUCCAAACUGCAGGGCCACUGAUUUAAGUGCAAGCAGCCGACUCUCAGGCCAGAAAACUCUUACCUUGAAAUAGCAUGACUGACUUAUUACCGUGUGUGAGAGAGAAAGACUAAGCCUAGAGGAAGGAACGUCGCAGAGCGGGACUGAUUUGAAUACUCUGGUCCACUGUCGAAAACUCAACCCCCCACAGAUAUAGUUGGAGAAUAAGCUGGAUACUCACAGCAUCAUGGAAGAUGAGGAAGGUGACACAUCCUGCCCUACCAACAGCAGCCCAUCCUUCACCAGGAAUGAAAGCCGCAGCCAGAUCUAUAGGGGGAACUAUACCUUCUCUUCCUACUAUCAGCACUCCUCUCCAGUGGCCGCCAUGUUUAUUGUUGCCUACGUCUGUAUCUUCUUCGUGUGCAUGGUCGGCAACAUGCUGGUGUGCUUCAUAGUGCUGAAGAACCGGCAGAUGAGAACAGUCACCAACAUAUUCAUCCUCAACCUGGCUAUCAGUGAUGUCUUGGUGGGGAUCUUCUGCAUGCCAACCACCCUGGUGGACAACCUGAUUACAGGCUGGCCAUUUGACAUCACCAUGUGUAAAAUGAGUGGCUUGGUGCAAGGGAUGUCUGUCUCCUCUUCCGUGUUCACCCUGGUGGCCAUUGCAGUGGAAAGGUUCCGCUGUAUAGUGUACCCAUUCAGGCAGAAGCUAACUCUAAGGAAAGCUCUGGUCACCAUCAUUAUAAUUUGGGUCUUAGCCUUAAUCAUCAUGUGCCCCUCAGCAGUCACCUUGACCGUCACCCGAGAUGAGUACCACUUCAUGCUAGAUGCCUACAACAAUUCCUACCCGCUCUACACCUGCUGGGAGGCAUGGCCGGACAAGGAGAUGCGCAAGAUCUACACAACCGUUCUUUUCUCUCACAUUUACCUGGCCCCUCUCACCUCGAUUGUGAUUAUGUACGCUCGGAUUGCCUUCAAACUCUUCAAGUCAUCCGCAAGCAUUAGAGGCUCCCAGUCGGAGGAGAACGAGGGAAGGAGAGUGUCCAAGAGGAAAAUCAGAGUUAUCAACAUGUUGAUCAUUGUGGCGUUGUUCUUCACCCUCUCUUGGCUGCCCCUCUGGACUUUGUUGCUGCUGACAGACUACGGGAACCUCACCGAGAAUCAACUCAACCUCAUCACGGUUUAUUUUUUCCCCUUUGCCCAUUGGCUGGCUUUCUUUAACAGUAGCAUCAACCCAAUCAUCUACGGGUACUUCAACGAGAACUUCCGGCGAGGAUUCCAGGAGGCCUUCCAAGUCCAGCUCUGCUCCAUGGAAACAGAACACAAAAACACCUAUUCUGACAGGACCAACAGUGGGUUGCUUUUUGGGGCACGCAAUCGGAUUUUUGUUGAAGUUCAAGGCAGUGACUCAGCACAGCCCUCUGAGUCUGGUCAGAGUAGCCUUUUGAGAACAGGGCUGUAUCCUACAAGGAACGGAAGGGUAGCUCACCAUGGUCUGAUGGUGGAGGACUUUGACAGCAAAAGUUGCUCCCCCAAAACUGUCAGUAUCCCAGCUUGGGAUAUCUAAGGAUAUUUGAGAUGCUGGUGGAUUGAUUAUACAAUAUAUCGUUACAUUACUUUCACAGCAUGUGAGCCAAAUCCAUUUCCAGUAAGCUUUUCAAGACCAAACCCAAUUGUCGGUGUAGAUAUCUAAGUGAAGGGACUUGACAUUUGUGGAACUUCCUCUUCUUAUCCUGGGUUUUGAUACUUCAGUAUGACACGCACCAGUUUUUAUAAAGCACUGCAAUUUAUAAAUGCUUAUUCCUCCCCUUAGAACCUUGUAUAUAUUCCAAAUGAGGUGUUGGGAUUCAGGCCUGUGUUCAGGGCUGUCUUAAGCAUAUCUCACAGAGUUGUCGACCUUUUUUUAAGGGGGGGGCUUCGGUCCAGCUCGUUUACAUCGCGUGGUCCAACGCGUGCUCGGCGCUGCAUGUAAGUAAGAGGCGCCCAGAUCGCAGCCCAGACGGCCUCCCACGAAGCCUCCCUCUAAGUGCCCAGCGCCCCUUACAUGUCCCCAUCCAGGGAAGUCUGCAUGACAGGCAGGCCAGCAAGCAGAUCAGGUGCCUUGUCGGCUGUCCCAUCCUCGCCCGGCGCCGGGAUUGCACAGGGCGCUUCCCUGCUCCACUUGCAGACUCCACAGGGAGGCAUGCAGAGCAGUGACGCACCCAGAGAUGGGUGGGAGAGACAUGCCCGUCCUGCCCUGCACCCACCCCCGAUUGCACCCGCCAGGCACCCAGGCAGCCCCGGCAGGAGGGGACGCAAAGGGGCUUCCCUGAGCCGGACACAGUGCGCUCCAAUGGGCAGCUGAAAGGAGAGGAGAGGGCUGCCCCAGAGCAGGGAAAGGAGCAUGCCUUGACUCUUCUUCCUGGACACUCAGCCUGUGGUGCCCUCCAAAAUCUGGUGCCCUGGCGCCAUGCACCACUAACGUCUAUGGGUAAGACGCCCCUGCCUGUGUUUAAAGAGGAACCAGACAGAACAAUUAUUCUGAACUAGUUUUCUAAAUAGAAGCGCAGUUGGCUGUGACUGGUCUGCAACCUCAUCUGUUGGAAACUGCUUGUUGUGCUACCUCAACAAUAAAAGCAAGGUAAGAGUGACAAGUGAGAGGAAGAAAAGCCUCCAUUCAGGAAACAGGAAGAUACAGUAUUUAGAGCACACACGCAUGCAGACCAUUCACUUACUCUAUAUCAGCCCCAUAAUUGAUCCAUUAACUUUUGUGAGACUGCCCGAGAAUGAUUCAAAUUUUACUGUUGUGUCACAGUUGCUGCUUAUAUGUGAUCAGAUGCCAGGGUUUUGGGGUUUUUUUUUUGGUUGUUGUUGUUUUGUUUGUUUUCGUAGGAAGGUGUCUCUGGAAUCUGAGAUUCCCAGCUAGCAUAUAUUAAAUUUUGAGAAGCAAUUUCAAAACCUACAGUGUUGGCAGAGAACAUUGUUUAUGUUCCCAGCUUACUGGGGUGGGUGUGGGGUACCAGUUUUAUUUAUGUCACCAGGAGCUAAGUUUAAAUGAUGGCAGCACAGCCAGAUCCUGUCAGGGAUUUGGUUGGGAUUUUUUGUGUUAAUAUGCAUCACUUUAAACUUGAAUGCCGUUGAUGUGUGUAUCUCAUUGGCCAAUUUGUUGCCCAUUCACCCUCUUGGACAGAUUGUGACCAAGUUGGUGUUAUCUACCUCACUGCUCAGCCUUGACUCCGUGUUAUUUAUGAAUAAGCUAAAUAACACCAGCCCCAAAACAUAUUCUUAGAGGAAUGUGUUUCUUAGUUUUAACAAUGAAGGAAAUUAUCUCCUCACAACCCCUGCUUCCUGGUGUAUGCCCAUUAGAGGACUUACCUGUACUUUUAUCUGUUUAUUUUUCCCACGGUUACUAAGUCUCCUUAGGAACCUUAGCUGAAAGAGUUUGUAAAAGCUUUUUGAAAGUCCAGGUAUAUAAUACCUGUCAGAUUACCUCUACCUGCAUGUUUGUUGGUGUUGAUCCACUAAAAAAAUAAAAAUCUCGAAGGGGUGUUGAGGCAGUGUUCCGUUAAUUUUAUUAUGCUGACUUUAAAUGUUUAGCCCACCUUCCGCACAACUUUGCAGAGUACCGUAGCUUGUUGUUCCUUAAUUGUUAC
Messenger RNA from Podarcis raffonei (Aeolian wall lizard), 5026 nucleotides. It is a transcript of the gene NPFFR1, whose product is annotated as neuropeptide FF receptor 1. Lineage: Eukaryota; Metazoa; Chordata; Lepidosauria; Squamata; Lacertidae. Gene Ontology annotation, molecular function: peptide binding; neuropeptide receptor activity. Gene Ontology annotation, biological process: G protein-coupled receptor signaling pathway. Gene Ontology annotation, cellular component: membrane. Bases 1642 to 2961 code for a protein of 439 amino acids. The transcript is spliced from 4 exons. The record is from RefSeq and is a predicted model, not a curated record.